UUGUAUGCAACCUUUUCAGGACUACUACACAAUAAUCAAAACUCCUAUGGACAUGGGAACAAUCAAGAAAAGGCUUGAGAACAGUUACUACUGGAAUGCCCAAGAAUGUAUCCAAGACUUCAACACAAUGUUCACCAACUGCUACAUAUACAACAAGCCUGGAGAUGACAUAGUCUUAAUGGCUGAGGCUCUAGAGAAGGUUUUCCUCCAAAGGGUCACAGAAAUGCCUCAGGAAGAAACUGAGAUUGUUGUUAUGACGGGGAAAGGACGUGGCCGGGGCCGAAGAGACGGAGGUCUGAACUUGAAACCAGGGCCCAUCAUUGAUUCUUCGUCCUUGACUCCUCAAACACGUGGUCUGUCAAACCUCUCAGCAGCACCGCAGACCAGAGGACCAGUGCAGGGCCCGCCUUCACUACCUCCCCAGCCUUUGAUGCAGGCCCUGCCGUCCCACGUGGCCCCAACAUUACCCAGCCAUGCACCACAGCUCGGAGGUCCCUACUCCCUGGGCCAAUCAGACUGUGCUCCUCAAGUUCCCAUCAUGACUUCUGUGCCUCCCCCUGCUCAGACCUCCCUUCCCCCAGCAUCCAUCCAGAGCACUGCCCCCAUGCUGCAGAGUCCUAUAACCAUGACCAAACAAAGAAAGAGCCAGAAAAGGAAAGCUGACACUACAACGCCCACAGCAAAUGACCAACUGAGUGAGUCUUCACCAGCAGAGUCCAAAUCUGGGAAGACACUACCCAAGCGAGAGAGUACUCGGCCUACAAAACUGAUAAAGAAGGAUGCUCCCGACUCCCAGCAUCACAUAGGCAUGGGGAUGGGACUGAGUGGACCAAGUGGAGGUCAUAGCCCCAAACCACAGGAUCAGCUGGGAUACUGCGCUAGUCUGGUUAGGGAUAUGCUGUCCAAGAAGCAUGCUGCUUACGCCUGGCCAUUCUACAAACCUGUUGAUGUGGCUGCACUGGGACUACACGAUUAUCACGAUAUCAUCAAAUAUCCAAUGGACCUCAGCUCCAUCAAGGCCAAGCUGGAGAAUAGGCAAUACCGAGAACCCCAGGAGUUUGCUGCUGACGUACGAUUAAUGUUUUCCAACUGCUACAAAUAUAAUCCACCAGACCACGAGGUGGUAGCUAUGGCACGCAAGCUACAGGAUGUCUUUGAGAUGCGCUUUGCCAAGAUGCCAGAUGAACCUGAGAGCAAGCCACUGAUUCCUGCCCCAGCUCCAACACUUCACCAUCCUGCCCCUGUUAAGCCCCAGCCUCCUUUGGCCCAUGUCGCCUCGUCUUCAGACAGCUCCAGUGACUCAUCCUCUGAGUCUGAGUCAUCCACAGAUGACUCGGAAGAGGAGAGAGCCCAGAGGUUGGCAGAGCUCCAGGAACAGUUGAAGGCUGUCCACGAGCAGCUGGCUGCCUUGUCCCAACCACAAGCCAGCAAACCAAAGAGAAAAGAGAAGGAAAAGAAGGAGAAGAAAAAAGAAAAGCAUAAGAAGAAAGGAGGCAUGUUGGGCCUUGUAGAUGAGAUCCAGGAUGCUACACCUGUUCCGCAGCUCUCUAAGAAGACCAAGACCAGCAACAAUAACAACAAAGAGGUCGUACCCAAGAAAAAACCCAGUAAAAAGGAAGGGAUGAAAAGCAAUCACCCCUUCAACCUGCUCCCGGUUUCUAGCCUGGAAGAAGAUUUGGGGACCGCUGGGUCAUCAGCUACAGGGGAAAAGUGCAAGCCUAUGACGUACGAGGAGAAGAGGCAGCUAAGCCUGGACAUCAACAAGCUUCCUGGUGACAAGCUCGGCCGUGUAGUGCACAUCAUCCAGUCCAGAGAGCCCUCACUCAAAAACUCAAACCCUGAUGAGAUCGAGAUUGACUUUGAGACGCUAAAGCCUUCCACUCUGCGCGAGCUGGAGAGAUAUGUGUCUUCCUGCCUCCGCAAGAAGAAAAAGGUUCCAGUUGAGAAGCCUGUGGAGUCAAUGGCUACCUCCAAAAAGACUGGAUCCUCUUCAGAGAGCAGCGGCUCCAGCACAGACAGCGAGGCUGAGGGGACAGGAAUAAUAAAGCAUCAGAAUCACAAGAAGAAGGGCCAGUCUGUGAAGGAGGGGAAGAAGACCCAUCCGCAUGUACACAUUCAGAGUGGCCCUGCUCAGACUGGGCUUCAUUCCCAAAUUGCAGGCCUUCAGUCCAGCAGUCAGAUGAAGCAGCAGCAUCAGCCAUCUCCUGCAGGCUUCAUUGCUCCCCCUGUAGCUGCUCUGGAGUCUUCCCAGUUACUGGAGACUAGCUUUGAGUCCCUGCCACCUUUUGGCCAGCCCCUUAUGCAUCUGUCCCACCACACAGGCAACUCCUCCUCACCCGCACCUCCACACCUCAACGCUCAUUCUGCGGGGCAAGUGUCCCCUGAGACGCACCCCUUCCUCAACCAGCAUCCCGUCCUCACAUCCCCAGCCUUGCACAUUUCCAUGCCUCAGCAGCCUUCUCGACCCAGUCACAAGGCAGCGCCUCUUCAUCCCAAACCCCCCCAGCAGCAAACAGCCCCUCCUCAGCAGCAGCCAACCCUGCAGCAGCAACAACUGCCUCAGCAGCAACUCCAGCCCCAGUCAGCACCACCACCACCACCACCACCACAACACCAGCUUUCCUCCCAGAUCCUCCACCCUCCUCAGCCCCUGCACCAGCGGCCCAUGUCCCCUCCAACACUCACACCCCAGGGCUUGCUGUCUUCCCAGCCUCCCCAGAUGCUGCUGGAGGAUGAUGAAGAGCCAGGGUCUACAACGCCUAUGAACCAAGUACAAUUAUACCUGCAGCAGUUCCAGCAAGCCCGUCAGCCCCAGCAGUCCAUGCAGUUGCUCCAGGCCCAGGCUCGUCAGCAGCAACAACAACAACAACAACAGCAGCAGCAGCAGCAGCAGCAGCAUCAACAACAACAACAACAACCAGGACAGAUCUCUCUUCUGCAGUCUGUCCAGGGACAAUCUCAACUCUCCUCUCAGACCACGCUGCCUCCUCCCCGGCUCCCUAUUCAGUCCCAGGCUCAGCCAGCCCCUUCACAUCAGGCCCCGCCCCAACAGAUUCCUCUACACCAGGCCCACCACAUGCAGCACACUCUGCCGCAGCAACAGCAGCCACAACAGCAACAACUGAACUACCAGCAGGGUCCUGGACUAGCUGGUCAGUCCCAGGGAUCACAACACAAGGUAUCCAUGCCCACCAACAAAGCACAGCAGAUCAUCCAGCAACAGCAAGAGCAGCCCUCCCCUCGCCCAACCAAGGCUGACCCUUACAACGCAGGUCACAUGAGGGACAACCCAUCCCCUCUCAUGAUGCAUUCCCCACAACUUCCCCAGUAUCCACCCGUGUCUCACCAGUCCCCACCUCACAACAUGCAGCCCAAAAAGCAGAGGGCCCCUGUGAGCCAUGGUGGGGUAAAGGAGGAGAAACUUCCUCCAUCACCAGUGAUACGAGGAGAGCCAUUUAACCCUGCAAUGAGACCAGACCAUCACAAACAUCCUGAUAACAAGCCUUCUCAACCAGGCCACGGCCAACAGAAUGUAAAGUCCAUGGACAGCUUGCGACCUGUCAUCCGCUCCUCCCAGUCCAGUGGCCCGCCCUCCUCUCUGCAAGACAAGGAUAAGUUCAAGCAGGAGUCAUGA
Perca fluviatilis (European perch) is the source of this 3634-nucleotide messenger RNA. RefSeq names its product bromodomain containing 4 (gene brd4). The coding region runs from base 5 to 3634 and encodes 1209 amino acids. Gene Ontology annotation, cellular component: nucleus; chromatin. Gene Ontology annotation, biological process: chromatin remodeling; positive regulation of transcription elongation by RNA polymerase II. NCBI's taxonomy places the organism in Eukaryota, Metazoa, Chordata, Actinopteri, Perciformes, Percidae. The record is from RefSeq and is a predicted model, not a curated record. The transcript has 14 exons.